AUGGGUAAAUCGCAAUGAGCAACAUUUUGGACAACACACCAUUCACGUGCAAAGUCAGCUCAGUGCAGAAUAGAAAUGCCAAGGAGUACGGAAAGAAGUUCAUGUUUGACGGCCAGGAAGACACGUGCUGGAAUUCAGAUCAGACGGCUUAGCGCUUCAUAAAAACAUCAUCAUGAGCCAACAAGGGAAGCCCCUGCAGGUCGUUGACCUCCCGCACCUGCCCGAGGACCACGGCGCCCUUGCUGGCCUUCAACUUCUGCCGCACGGCGAAGGCCACAGUCUGCUAGUGUGGGACAGCACCAGAGUAUUUGUCUUCAACGUGCAAGACGUGGACGGCCUCAAGCACUGCCACCCGCAGAUCGUCGCCUUCCCCGAGACAAUGAGCGUCAUCGAGAAUGACCAGCUGGACAUUCUCCUGCUCAACCAACGAGGAAACCUCAGUCUUUGGCGAGAGAAGAUGAGUUCGGCCGAGGAGGAUCUCUUCGAAGACAUGGACACCGACAACGCUCCUGACCAGCCGACCGCCUUGACCUCGGGCGUCUUAGCCCUCAGCGACAGCAGCCACGCCAACUUGUCCUAUGCACUGACCUGCAGAAACGACGAGCAGGUCAGGCUGGUGACCUUCACGAUCGAGAUGAACGCCUUUCAGGAGAGCACGAGUCUUGUGGUGGCACCGUCGGCCGUCCUGGACGCGUCCAAGACCUGCUCCAUCACCUACACCUCGAGCAACUCGUGCUGUCCGCAACUUCUGUCCCGUCUGUGUCCGGGUGUGGACUUUGACGAACCCUGCGACGUGGUCAUCGUCCUCCUGGGCACCAACACAAUUUACUUCUGCCCUCUGGUGCGGUCUGUCGUGGAAAGGCAGGUGUACGAACUGCGUCCGACCGUCCACCCUGUCCGGCACACCAUCUUCGCCAAGGAGGACAGCAGCGCCCUGCUGGUGUUUGCCGAAAACAACGUCCUGAGUGUGAUGCAGGUUGAAGACGAUUCCCUUGCGAAGACGGAGCAGCCGUGCGUCCGAAGCCAGGUCGUCUGCCAAGUGUCCGACGAGACCUUCUUCGUGGGGGACGUCCUCGGUGCGUCCAGCUUCACACUUGGCCAAGACCCCGAGGCGUUGAUCCUCAAAGGCAGCAUUGGUGCUGUGUUUCUGGACGAAAACGUGGCUCUGGUGCUGACCCUGCACGGCGCCCUCUGUCUGGUCAAUUUGGCAGCCGCGCGCUCAGAGCAAGAGGGCUCGAGAAACCCUGAGGAUUUGCUGGACAGACUGAGCAAAGUCAACAAUGAGAUUAAAUUGGUCGAACAGGCCAUCAAGGAGGAGAAUUUGCUCUUGAAGGAAGCGUCCAUGGUGUCAUCGGCGUAUCUAUUGAAGGACACUUUCAAGCUGCAGGUCAAAGUGCACGACGGACCAGAGCUGGACGUUUACUUUUUCGACGUGUUGGUUGUGAACAACUCGAAACACGUUUUUCUGCAAGAAAACUGGAACCUGGUGAUUUCCCUCUCGACCAAUGACACGGUUCAGUCGUUCAGUCAGUGUCUCGCCAAAACCCUGAAGGCCGGCGAGGCUGUAAAAGUCGUGGCCAAAUUCUGCAUCCGCGAAUUCUUGUUCCCGAUGAAAGUGUCCUGUCGGUUCGUGAAGCAACUCUGCGUCCCUUCCAGCUGUGACCUCUACUCUGUAGAACUUCGGUCCGGCGUCGCCAGCAUCGACGUGUCCAGUGUCAACCUGGACUUCACCCACUUCAUCACACCCAUCUCUGUGGAUCCGGUUCAGGAAUACCGGGCCGGCUGGGGCGAUUUGGAGGAGACAAAAGUGCACUCGCGAGAUUGGAAAACCAGCGCCGGUUUCGAGGAAAUCUGCAAGUCCCUGUCGAGGAACAGCGGCCAUCGAGCCUUCGGCGCGGUUCGAUCCAGCAACAAGGCGGCCUUCAGGUUCGGCCCCAGCAGGGUGGACCUGGUGCUGGACGAGGACAAACUCACCGUGUCUAGCACGAAUUUCCCACUAAUCUUCGAUGUCAUUUCCUUCCUCCAGUCCAACAUGGAUGCCGAAGAAUGGGACUCGAAAGAAUUGGUGUCCUUUGACCCCAUGUUUUUUGCCAAGGCAGGAAACAUUGGACAGGCACUUGACUAUGCCCUUUUGACUGACACACUCGACGACGAGCUUGAGACUGACCUGCAGAAUCGCCUGGAAAAACUGGUCGUGUCGCAAUUUCCUUGUAAGAAGAAGAAAUGAGGAUUGCCUCAGUGGGUUGACUUUGAAUUCUCUGCAGACGUCCCUGUGAUCAAACAAAUAAGAAUCCAGUUCCAGGGCGGGUUUGUCGGCCAGGACUGUCGAUUUGAAGCGGGCGACCCCCUCAAGCUGUCUGAGAAUUUUUA
This is a messenger RNA of Neocloeon triangulifer, 2370 nucleotides long. RefSeq lists its product as uncharacterized. Bases 173 to 2227 code for a protein of 684 amino acids. The transcript is spliced from 5 exons. NCBI's taxonomy places the organism in Eukaryota, Metazoa, Arthropoda, Insecta, Ephemeroptera, Baetidae. The record is from RefSeq and is a predicted model, not a curated record.